CUCUCUCUCUCUCUCUCUAGAUCGCGCAGCUUUAUUCUGCACCAUGGACCAUGAGCAGGAGAAGAAAAUCAUCGACUGUUUCAGAAACCGACUGAAACAGCUGAUUCGGGUCGCCCCUGUUCUGGAUGUGCUACACUUCCUUAGCGAUGAGCAAAAGGAGCUGAUAAAAGUCAAAUUACGGAAUGAAGGCGAAAUAAAGGCCGCCGACCUUCUCAUCCAGGAAAUUAUAAGUAAAACGUAUCCAGAUGGCUGGUUCAGGGAACUCAUAACUGCACUUGAACAGGCCGGAUGUAAACAAGCAGCUAACUAUAUGGAAAACAGUCCUCCCAGUCCGUCCAUAGAGACUGAGAAUGACACCUACACCAGGCUGAUAGACCUGCUAAAUUUCACUCUAAUCAACAUGAAGACCACUGAUGUGUGUCACAGCUGUUAUGAGCGGAAAAUUCUCACCGCCGAGGAUCGGGAGAUUAUUUUAGCAGUGACAGAAAAUCACGGGAACAGGGCUGGGGCUCGUAUGCUGUUGUCUCAGCUGCCAAAAAAUGAGUUCGGCUGGUUCUCUCAGUUCUUGGAUGCUUUAAGGGAGACAGAACAUACCAGGCUGGUGCAGGAAUUACAGGGAGAACCUUGCUUGCAGACUGAAUCAUCAGCUGGUGUUGACCAACCAGAACCUCUAAAGGAUGAGAGUGAUUUGACUACACAGACUGACACAAAGAUAGGGGAAGAGAUUUUGGAUAAACCUUCUUGCAGAUCUCUCUCUCCCCCUUCCAGUUUUGCUUCAGGCUCCUCUGCUCUGGCUGCACCGAUUGACAGCAGUAUGGACAACAGUGGCUUCCUUUCCUGUAUGGAUUCAUCUGCUGAGCUUAGCAUUGGAGGCACAGAUUUGGACUUGUAUGGAGGCAGUGAUGAGGAAAUGGAGCUCGAGCAAACAGCAGGGAGUUUGGAUCAAUCAGUGAACGAAAAAGAGAUUGUGCUGCGUGAUUAUCAGAAAGAUGUCGCUCAGCCUGCUCUGGAGGGAAAGAACAUCAUCAUCUGUCUCCCAACAGGAAGUGGUAAAACCCGAGUCGCAGUGUACAUCACCAAACAGCAUCUGGAGAGGAGAAAGCUAAGGGGACAGCCAGCAAAAGUUGUUGUUCUUGUUAACAAGGUGCCCCUGGUGGAGCAGCACUACAAAGCAGAGUUUGGGAAGUUUCUCAAGCACCAGUACUCUGUAGAGAGAGUGAGUGGAGACUCGCAGCUCAAAAUCUCCUUCCCACAAGUCAUUGAGAAGAAUGACAUCAUCAUCUGCACUGCACAAAUCCUGGAAAACUCUUUAGAUAAAGCCAAACAGGGUGACGAGGAUGGGAUCACGUUAUCACAAUUCACUUUGAUGGUAAUAGAUGAGUGCCACCACACACAAAAGGGCGGUGUGUAUAACCACAUCAUGAUCCGCUACCUGAAACAGAAGCACAAGAAUGCUAGGCUGCAAAAGGAACAGAAUGAUCCAGUGCCGCUGCCACAGAUCCUCGGACUCACUGCUUCACCCGGAGUUGGAGGAGCCAAGACUCAGCAGAAAGCUGAGGAGCACAUUCUCAGAAUUUGUGCUAACUUGGACGCCUAUACAAUAAAGACCAAAACUCUCGGAGAAGAGCCCAAGGGUCCAUACAAACGUAUUGCGAGUGCUCAGGAAAGAAAAGAGGAUCCCUUUGGAGAUGUGAUAAAAGGAAUCAUGAAUGAGAUUCACACACAUGCCAAGCUGAACCCACUGUGCCAACCAGGAACACAGAAUUAUGAGCAGUGGGUUGUGCAAAAAGAGCAGAAUGCUGCUAAAGAAGAUAAUCAGACAGUGCGAGUUUGUGCAGAGCAUCUGCGUCAGUACAAUGAGGCUCUCUACCAGAGCAACACCAUCCGCAUGUGUGAUGCCUUCAGCUUCCUUGACAAGUAUUACAAUGAAGAGAUCAAGAAGAAAUUUACUCCUGAUGAUGAGGCCAUCAUUCAGAUCACUGACACUGAACGAUUUCUAUUCAAAUUAUUUAAUGCUAAAAAAGAGCGUCUUCAGGAGCUGAUGAAAAACCCAGAGUAUGAGAAUAACAGUCUGGCUCAGCUGAGAACGCUUAUCUUGCAGGAGUACACCACCAGAACUGAAGCCAGAGGUAUCAUCUUCACCAAGACUCGACUCAGUGCCAUUGCUCUCAGCCAGUGGAUUCAGGGGAACUCAAAGUUUGAGGACGUUGGUGUCAGAGCAAGCCACCUGAUUGGUGGUGGAGAUCAGAGUGUGGUGAAACCAAUGACCGCAGCAGAGCAGAGGGAGGUGCUGAAGAAGUUUCGUGAUGGAGUGAUCAAUCUGCUGAUAGCCACCACUGUGGCAGAGGAGGGCCUUGAUAUUAAGGAGUGUAAUAUUGUCAUUCGAUACUGUUUGGUGACCAAUGAAAUAGCUAUGAUUCAGGCUCGAGGCAGAGGAAGAGCAGAGGACAGUAGUUACACAGUGGUGGAGGAGGCGGGAUCGGGUGUAGCUGAAAGGGAAAGUGUGAAUGAAUACAGGGAGAAAAUGAUGAGCAAAGCUAUUGCCAGGGUUUGCACUCUGAGUCGUGAAGAGUAUGAAAAGAAAAUAAAAGAGAACCAGCUGCAGUCAAUUGUGGAGGAGCGUGUGAAGACGAAAAAGAAGAAUAAGAUGGGCAUGAUGAAGGAGGACCCCAGCAAAGUGAAACUAAACUGCAGGAGCUGUGGUGUAUCUGUGUGCUCUGGUGUAGACAUUGAGAUCAUUGAGAGGAUGCACCAUGUCAAUGUGACUGAAGCAUUCAGAGAGUUGUUCACUGUCAAAGAGAACACGACCCUGCAGGAGAGACUACUGGACUAUGAGGCAAACGGAGUUAUAGCAUGUAAAAACUGUGGACAGCGUUGGGGCUCUUUGAUGCUUUAUAAAAGCAUCGAAUGCCCAUGCCUUCACAUCAAAAACUUUGUGGUGACAUACAACUCAAAGAAAAAGGUGUUUAGCAAGUGGAAUGAGCUGGCCAUCCGGUUCCCUGCAUUUGACUACGCUCACUAUGUGGUUACACACAACUCAGAUGACGAUGAGAUGGACUAAACCAGUGUAAAAAGCAAAACAGUGCUUAUCUCACUUUACUUACUGAGAACCAGUUGUGAACACACUGUACUGUACAUUGUGCCAUUGAUGCAUUAAGUUGUCAUAAAAAUACAUAUAAGAUAUACUGUUGUUCCUGCAUUGACACCAUGUAAAAAAUUGCCAGGACAUAGAGUCAUUUACACUGUAGAGUGUGAAAAGUCUCUUUUAGUUGCUCUAAAAAUGAUUCUAAUUAUAAUCAGUUUAAUCACCACAUUUUUAUGACUGCUCUGACUGCUUCCUUGAGAGUGGUGGUCAGGACUCCAACUCUGCCGUCACAAUCAAAAGGUCAAAAGAACAAACAUUCACUCUGAAGAGAGUUCUGAUUUGGACAAUGACGUCGGCAACAGCACUGAUUGGACAAUAAUUUAACACGUUGUGUUCGUCACUAGUGUGAAUUUUUUUCCUUUUUUUUUUGAACACAUUUAUUGGAUAAUUUAAGACAACAUGUGUUGAAAUACUAAUAACACAAAAAGGGUGUAGGACAUCUUUUCUGAGAGUAUAGAUAAUAUAUCUUUUUAUUUCAUAUGAAUUAUGCAGUUUCACUAAAAGCUCUUUAAAAAAUAUCUAAAUAUGUAAGUCAUUUCCAAUUUCUUUAAAAAUACAUGGUUCUUAAUCAUGUGGAAUAUAUAUUUUUUCUGUGAUACUUAAGUGAAUGAGAUAUUUAUCACUAUAAGCUCCAAAUGAACUGAACCAUUUUACACUGUAAACGUGUUUUUAUUUAAUCACUGUGUAAUGCUUGGGUCAUUUAUGCCUUCAGCAAUUGAAGCCAAAAGGAGCGGUCAAUUAUGUCUAGCCCAUGCAUGUUUUCUUGUUUUGCAAUUUUAGUGCAGCACAUUGGAUUUGAUAUUUAAGGGUCAUUCCAUCUAAAUUGUGUGAACCAUACAGGUGGUGUAUGACCCCAAAUUUGAUAUCACAUAUACAGUGCUAGAUUUGAGUAAAAAUGUCAUUUUCCAUUGACUUACACAUUGCAAUGUCCUUCUUUUGGGAAGGAAACGGCUUAUUCCCACUAAACAAAUAAAUGUCUGAUGUGUCACCUGGGUUUAAUUUAUUGCAUGAGCAAUCCAUAAUGAUGGGGCUUGGAUCAAAAUUUAUUGACUGCCAUAAAGUUCUCUGAGUGUGACGUACUAAUGGGAGAAUGUUACACACAACAGCACACACACACACACCACUGCACCUGUUCAGGCUCCCCCAGGAGGAAGCAGUUUCCCUGCGUACAAGCCUCACCAGAGAGCUCCUGUCAGAUCACUGCUGCCAUCAACUAGGACUUACACUGACAGCUGGACAGUGGACAGACUUUUCCCUCCUGUGCUGGCUCAG
Ictalurus punctatus (channel catfish) is the source of this 4417-nucleotide messenger RNA. RefSeq names its product interferon induced with helicase C domain 1 (gene ifih1). Gene Ontology annotation, molecular function: double-stranded RNA binding; zinc ion binding; hydrolase activity. Gene Ontology annotation, biological process: response to virus; positive regulation of interferon-beta production; innate immune response. The record is from RefSeq and is marked provisional. NCBI's taxonomy places the organism in Eukaryota, Metazoa, Chordata, Actinopteri, Siluriformes, Ictaluridae. Gene Ontology annotation, cellular component: cytoplasm.